AAUUUUAUCUCAUCUUUUGAUCACCAGUUUUUUGUUUUUCUUUCAACUUGUUUACAUUUUCAUCACAAUUUAAAUUGUUCCCAUGUUUUAAUUGCAGUUAAUUGUUCUAGAGCAACAAUUAGAUUUUCUAAAUGAUUAAUUUGGUUUCUCUCCAUCAUACUGAUUAACUGACCAUCAGUUUUCAUGUGCCUUUUAAUUGGAUCCAUUGAAGUGACAUCGAUAACAUUGAUUACAAUGUUUUUCCUAUGAUGUUUGUUAUUACUUAUCAUUGAUUGUUAUGGAUUAGAUUUUGAUUGUCUUUGGAUUUGAUCUUUUUUCUGAUUAUCUUUUUGAACAAUGUUUUCUAAUAACAAUCAAGAGGUUGGAGCAUUGGUUGAAAAGAUAACCACCUCUGGUCGAAAGGAUCUUGACCAAGAAUCAUGGGAAAAGCUUAAACUGAUCUGUAAACAAGAAGGUGAUUCAGUUGUGGAGCAAAUUUUUCACAUGUUAACCUUUCAACUGUCCCGAGGUCAUUCACAGAUACGAUUUUGUACCUUACUAUUAAUCGAUGAGCUUUUCCGGCGAUCUCAUUGUUUCCGAAAUCUUUUACUUCGUCACGACCAUUUAAAUAAUUUCGUUGAACUAACCUUAGGAUUGAAUGAAGAGAAACCUUUACCUCCACCAAAGGCCUGGGCCAAAGACUUGAAAAAAAAGUCCAUCGAGUGUAUUGACUUUUGGCACGAUAAGUUCAGAGGAUAUCCAUCAUUGAAGAGUUUAUAUUCCCACUUUUCAACUAAUUGUAUCAAUUUCCGUCAACGGGAGAUAGUCCGUCAAAAUGAGAGAGCUGCAGUUGAAGCGGAGAGACAACGAGAAUUGGAAACAUUGAAGAGAAAGAUGGAAAGAGUUAAUCAAAGAUUCGGUGAAAUUAAAAGUUCAUGUGAAUCUCAUAUCGUUCAAAUACUCAGUUGUUUCCAACUCUUGUAUCCUGAUAUUCAAAAGGAAGAUAUUUUCAGGUUAACUAACUGUUCAGUAGAGGAUUCAGAAAUCUCGAUAAUCUGAUCAGAUGUACCGGUUACAGUUCGACCUUAUAUCGAAAUUGUCAAAGAUUCGGACAAUGAAGGAGUUAUUCAAAAUCUUAAAGAUGUUUAUCAUGAUAUUGUUACUCAUGGAUUACCAAAGAUUAAGACAAUUUUAAAAGAUAUGGCGGAAGGACCAGAAUUUUGUAAAGAUGAGAUGAAAGAAGCGAUUGAUUUGAAAAGUAAACUGUUAAUCGCGAUACAAAAGUUCAUUGAGUUAAAAAUAAUCGAUAAGCCGAUUGACGAGGAUCAAGAGUCUGAAUCAAAGGAUAAAAAAGUAAAUUCAUCUGGAAACUUGAAGGAGGAGGACGAGGAGGAAGAAGAUGAUGAAUUUGAGGAGGUACAAGAAAAGGAAGGACUCGAAUCGAUUAUCCCUCAACAUCGACUCAAAGAAUAUGGUAUUAAUCCUGGAGUGGAAAUCGAUCCUAAUCAACCAUGUUCUUCUCGAAGUUCAACUGGUACCAUGUGUAAAGCUCCAUUGCCGAAUGGUAAACUAUGUCCUCGCCGUGAUGCUCGAAAAUGUCCCUUCCAUGGUCGUAUUAUACCUCGAAAUGAAAUGGGUGAACCUUUGAACGAAGAAGAUAAAAAAACUGUCGAACCAAAGAAAUCACCGGAUGAGGAAGUUCCUGAUUGGCAAGAUCCAGAAUAUUUAAAAGACUUAGAAGCUCAAAUUGGAAUUGAUCUAACGGUUCAUAAGAAAGUUAAAGGUCAAAAGAAACGAAUCAAAGUGAAAACACUUCAAGACAUUAAAACUUGCGACGAAACACCAAGGAAACGAUUGAAGAGGCGAAUCUUCAACAAAGAUGCUCAAGAAAGAUUAGCUCGAGAUCUUGAUCAUAUUGAUGAACGGAGAUCACUACAGUUUGAAGAUCAAUGGAAUUACGCUCUCAACAAUUAACCAAAUAUGCAAAUUCACCAAUCACCAGAAAGCUAAUUGAAAUACUACCAAUCAUUAAAAUACCAACAAAAUUAUCGUUGGUUAAUUUUAGUGUUUAUUUUUACUCAUCUAUCAAGACCAAAAGGAGUAGGAGGAAGAUGAUUAAAGAUACCAUCAUCUUUAUAUCCUCAUCAUCUUCAUCAUCAUGUAAACACAGAGAGGAAACUAAAUGAUAAAUAAUUUUAAUGUUAUACAAUUAGAAAGAAAAUCGAUAAAACUUUCAGGCCUAACCUGUUAUCCACCAAAGUUGGUAAAAAGGAUGAGGAUGGAGAAGAGGAAAUGAUGAUUAAAAAAAGAAAAGGUUAUAAAAAUAUUUUCUAAUUAUGAUAAUUAAUGUGGAAAGAAAUUAAUCUUUAAAUAAGGCAAACCACUAAUUGACUUGUAAAUUGUAUAUUCAGCUGAUCAGUUUAUUGGAAAAACAGGAAAAACGAAAUAUAGUUAAAAGUUUUUCGAGUAAAUUAAUCACACUGAUUUAAUUAUCUUCCAGUUUUCUUACAAACCUACUUGUGCUGUUUUUUAAUCUGUAUCAUAACAUUAAUUCUGGUUAAUUGUCUUCGUUUUGUAACAAAGUUAAUAUAAUAAUUUCCUCAUC
This is a messenger RNA of Panonychus citri (citrus red mite), 2584 nucleotides long. Its product is annotated as UV-stimulated scaffold protein A-like. Lineage: Eukaryota; Metazoa; Arthropoda; Arachnida; Trombidiformes; Tetranychidae. Gene Ontology annotation, biological process: transcription-coupled nucleotide-excision repair; response to UV. The record is from RefSeq and is a predicted model, not a curated record. Gene Ontology annotation, molecular function: RNA polymerase II complex binding. Gene Ontology annotation, cellular component: chromosome.